Stereum hirsutum FP-91666 SS1 is the source of this 597-nucleotide messenger RNA. RefSeq lists its product as uncharacterized. Lineage: Eukaryota; Fungi; Basidiomycota; Agaricomycetes; Russulales; Stereaceae. The record is from RefSeq and is a predicted model, not a curated record. The transcript is spliced from 3 exons. Gene Ontology annotation, cellular component: proteasome regulatory particle, base subcomplex; cytosol; nucleus. Gene Ontology annotation, biological process: proteasome-mediated ubiquitin-dependent protein catabolic process. Gene Ontology annotation, molecular function: polyubiquitin modification-dependent protein binding. The annotation marks the transcript as partial.
AUGCCUCUCGAAGCCGCCGUGAUUGUGCUAGACAACUCAGAAUACAUGCGGAAUGGCGACUAUGCUCCAACACGGUUCACUGCACAGGGCGAAGCCGCCACUACUGUCUUCGACGUGAAGGUGAACUCGAACCCGGAGAACACGGUCGGCGUCAUGACCAUGGCUGGUAAAGGCCCAGAAGUCCUCGUCACCCAUACACGUGAAAUCGGUCAAAUCCACGCCGCACUGCACUCAUCCUCAUCCCGCAUCGGCGGCUCAGCAUCCAUACCAACAGCCAUUGCCAUCGCCCAGCUCGCCCUCAAACAUCGCCAAAACAAGAACCUCCGUCAACGUGUCGUGCUCUUCGUCGGCUCACCGAUAGAAGAGGCCGCUGGCGAGGGUGGCGCCCCGGCGUUGAUCAAGCUCGCGAAGAAGCUCAAGAAGAAUAACGUCGCGGUGGAUGUCAUUGCGUUUGGAGAUGCUGUUGAGGGUCCUGGGCAGGAGAUGAUGAGAGCGUUUGUCGAGGCUGCCAAUAGUGGUGACAACUCACACUACGUCUCCAUCCCCCCAGGUCCCCACUUCAUCUCCGACAUCCUCUUCUCCUCCCCCAUCCUCGCA